CGCCGCGAGGGACAGUACGCGCUUCGCCAUGGCCGCAGCAAGUGCCGAUCAGACUCUAAGUAUUCUCCAAGAAGUUGUGGAAAUAUUUAAACAAGAACAUGUGUUUGACACCUCCGGGAAUUAUCCAGUGGUUGAAUUUGUACAUCCGAAGGAGCUGCAGGAUAAAAUCGACGUCACCCUGAGGGACGAUGCCGCCACACCGGAGGAAAUUAAGAAAGCGAUGAGGGAUAUUGUCAAGUACUCGGUGAAGACGGCGAAUCCGCAUUUCCAUAAUCAACUGUAUGCGGGUGUCGAUGGAUAUGGACUCGCUGGAUCGUGGAUAUCAGAGAGUCUCAAUACAAGCCAAUAUACUUACGAAGUUGCUCCUGUAUUCAUGCUACUCGAGCGUGAAGUUCUUGACAAAGCUCUAUCUCUGGUAAACUACUCAACCUUCCCCAACGCCGACGGAAUUCUCUGUCCGGGUGGAAGUAUUUCCAACAUGUACGGAAUGAUCCUAGCGCGUUACAAGAGAAUGCCACAAGUAAAGACAAAGGGUCUGAGUGGAUUACCACCUCUCGCCUUGUUCUCCAGUGAAUUGGGCCACUACUCCGUCCACAAAGGAGCUCAUUGGCUUGGAUUUGGUACUGAGAGUGUUUACAAUGUGAAAACUGAUACCUUGGGGCGAAUGGAUCCUCAGGAUCUCAGGAGAGCUAUCACGGAGGCGCGGAGCAAAGGAUUUAUUCCCUUUUUUGUUAAUGCCACUGCAGGGACUACUGUACUUGGAUCCAUAGAUCCGCUUGAAGAGAUAGCUGGGAUUUGUCAGGAAGAAGAACUGUGGCUGCACGUAGAUGCAUGUCUCGGGGGAUCAUUGCUGCUCUCUGACAAAUAUAGAAGUCGACUGAAAGGAAUCGAAAAAUCGAAUUCAAUAUCUUGGAAUCCACAUAAGAUGCUGGGUACACCUUUCCAAUGCUCGAUAUUUUUAGGAAAUGCGAGGAAUCUGCUUCACGAGGCCAAUUGUGCAGGGGCUACUUAUCUCUUUCAACAGGAUAAGUUCUAUGAUGUUUCCUGGGAUACCGGGGAUAAGAGUGUGCAGUGUGGAAGAAAGGUGGAUGCAGUGAAGCUGUGGGUAAUGUGGAGAGCCAGAGGUACGAAAGGACUCGGUGCCUCGGUAGACACCGCCAUGGCGACAGCCGAUUAUUUCUACCAGAAAAUUCAAAACCGAAAGGGCUUUCGUCUGGUCUUUCCAAAAUUCGAGGGAAAUACUAUUUGCUUCUGGUAUGUACCACCCAGUAUGAGGAACCAGGAGGAGAGCCCAGACUGGUGGCAGAAAUUGUACAAUAUCACGAGGGAAAUCAAGGAGAUGCUGGUACUAGAGGGAACACUUAUGAUUGGGUACACUCCAAUGGGGCAGAAGAAGCUUGGAAACUUCUUUCGAAUGGUCGUCAGCUGCCAACCACCUCCCACCCAUCAAUCCAUGGACUUUGUCAUUGAGAAGAUCGAAAAAACUGGGGAAAAACUGUGAGGAUGGGCCAUUGGAAAACUGUAAUUGGGCUUUUGCAUUCGUCGAGAAAUUCUAUCCGAUUUGUAUUGGAAUUUCACUCGAAUGAAAUAACGUUCGAAUGAUGGUAAAAGGGUUCAAGAAGAACGAAGAAAACUAUUGUAAAUGCAGUUUAUUAUCUCCUCAGGUCACUCUAACUUUGUACAUGGAUUAAUAUUCUCAGUAAGUAAUUUCACUGGUAAAUAAAAAACGUAUUUAAAACAGAAACUAAUAGUAUGAAACGCGAUAACAAUAUUUAGAUUGAAAAUUGAUUAAAAAAUUGUUGGAGCGGAUUGUUUUAUAUGCAAAAUAAUUAUGUGAAUAGGCAAAGUAAAAUGCAUUCGGUAAAUUCAAUUGAUUGUUCUGAAAUUGUAAAAAUUACUUUGUAUAAAGUAUUUUGACUCAAUGUGAGUCACACUGGGAUAAACAGAAUGCAUGCAACAUUCAAUACAAUUUUCUGAUGUAGUUAUGCUGAAAAGCUAUCCCUUAAUCAUACAUAAAUUUGUUUUUUACGUAUUUCUAUGUACAUAUGCAUCAUGGCACUACGUCACAUUUCGAUUAAUGUUAAUUAAAAUAAUCUCAAAAAAAUACAUUUAUCUCGUUAUUUUCUAGAAUUUGAUGGUAUUAUUUACAGUUUUUGGGGGUUGGCAUUGUCAUCAUGAGCUUUUCAGCGAAGUGAAUGCUCUCAAAAACAUAAAAUGUUAAUUGGAUAUUUAUAAGUGCCUAAAGCUUUAUACAAGUGACACUCAAAAUGCCCAACCAAGCUGCAUGAUUAGUCGAUUCUCACUCAUUUAUAUUUAAAAUAAAAAAUAAACUCUCAAAUUCAUGAUAAAGAAUAAAGACAACUGUCUUUGAACUCUGUCGCGCCUUCGCAAUGUUACAGACAAUUUUUUUUUCUUGGAUAAACAUUAAUCAACGUUCUUUUUCCAUUUUUACGAAGACUUGUUCACGCACUUUACAUCCAAUUUUCUUAUGUCGCGUUUUCUGUCAACGGGAGAAUUCGUGAAUUUUAAUUAUAUAAAAUAUAAUUUCUCUUCGUUGAGACCAUUAAAUUGCGAAGUUAAGAGUUCUACCAUUGAGCAACUUACAUCAUCGGUACAAACAAAUAUCUACCAUAAUAAAAAAUAAAAUAACAA
This is a messenger RNA of Diachasmimorpha longicaudata, 2652 nucleotides long. RefSeq names its product cysteine sulfinic acid decarboxylase. NCBI's taxonomy places the organism in Eukaryota, Metazoa, Arthropoda, Insecta, Hymenoptera, Braconidae. The coding region runs from base 29 to 1501 and encodes 490 amino acids. The transcript has 7 exons. Gene Ontology annotation, molecular function: pyridoxal phosphate binding; carbon-carbon lyase activity. Gene Ontology annotation, biological process: carboxylic acid metabolic process. Gene Ontology annotation, cellular component: cytoplasm. The record is from RefSeq and is a predicted model, not a curated record.